AUGCGGCGCUUCGCACUGUGGGCGGCGUGCGUGCCGCUGGCGGCGGCGAGCUUUGGGUUCGCGCCGAAGCGCUUCAAGGAGGAGGGGCUGAUUGAUGCUGGAUCGCUUGGCCUGGACGGGAUUGCGGGAUCGGUCGUGGCGUGGGGGCACUACAACGACGACCGCUUCCUCGACGUGUUUGUCAUGGCCGAGGACCGCAGCGCGGUGCGCGUCCACGAGUGGAUGCACAUGGACUUUGCGUUUAAUGCGACGCCCGCCGCGACGCUCACGAUGCCAAGCGACCUGCGCGUCGUGAACGUGGUGCCGGCCGACUUUAACUACGACGGGCGCGUCGACGUGCUCGUCAUGGCCGAGCCUGUGUCGCGCACGCCGACCGCCGCGCCGCUCUCGCUGCUGCUCUGGCGCUCGGGCGAGCACGGGCUGGAUACGGCGCCGAUGCUGCUCCCGGGCGCGACGCACGCACACCCGCUGACGCUCGACGCCACUGGCGACCUGCACGUCGACCUGCUCGGCCACGCGGCCAGCGCGCCGCAACACCUGUCGAUCUGGCGCAACGAGCUGAGCGCCGAGACGCCCACCUUUUCUCUGAGCGAGCCUGCGCUCUUUUACGACCAGCCCGUGCCGCCGUGCGAGCUCGCGUCGCCGCACUCGUCCGCCCAGAUCGACUUGAACGGCGACUGCCUCGCGGACCUCUUUUUGGUGUGCGCCACGGGCGACGCGGCGCAGCACACGUACCAGAUCUGGACCGCACGCAAGGACGGGCCGCUCCAAUAUACACUCGCGCAGACCGGCGCGCUGCCGCGCAACGCGGGGCCGCUGUCGUUUGCGGACAUGAACCGCGACGGGACGAUCGACGUGGUGUUCCCCACGUGUGAGCGCGGCAAGUGCACGAUCCACAUUGCGUACAACCAGCAGAUUCCCCUGUGUGCGCCCGAAAGCCCGUGGGUGCCGCACGGCGCGCCGGAGCGCUGCCGCGACCCGCUGCAGCUGUGCGAGGCCGACGACGCGUUCCAGCUGAACUUUACGAUCGCCGACGACAACGCGCUGCUCGCACACCUCGACGUCGAGGCGCUCACCGGGGACAGCCAGCUACUCCUCGAGGACGACCUGUCGCCGCUGCGCACGCCUGUGCCGAUCCGCAUCGGCGACGAAAACAAGGACGGGUACCCCGACCUGCUGUUGCUCACCGUGCCGAAAGGCGCGCGCGUCGGCGAGACACGCACGCGCCUCCUCGAGAGCGCGCCGUGCACCAAGCGCUCGACCGCGCAGGGGUGCGGCGACGUGGGCCGCCGCACGUUUGUGCCACUCGCAGACACUGUGCUGGACACCUUUCAGUUUGUGCGCAGCGCGGCAUUUGUCGACCUCGACGAGGACGGCACGCUGGAUAUCCUCGUGCAGUCGCUGCAGGGCACGCAGCUCCGCACGUCGCUCGCACGCGACGUGCACUUUGUGCAGAACAACUACUUCCAUGACGCCUUCUUCCUCAAGACGCUCACGCUGAACGCCGCGUGCCGCGGCCGCUGCGAGCCGCAAGAAGGCCGGCCGUUUGAGCCGUGGGGCGCGGGCCUCAGCGGCGCCUCGUACAAAUUCGCGGUCCUCGACCCGAACGGCGUGCGGCGCGCGCAGCAGGUCAGCCAGCAGCCACAGACGGCGUACAGCGCGCUGCAGCCGCCGUCGGCGCUCUUUGGCCUCGGCCGCACGAACAACUAUGUCGAGUCGCUGUUUGUCGGCAGCACACGCCGCCAGGAACAGCCAUACCUCGUGAUGGAGGGCGUGAUCCCCAACUCCGAGGUCGUCGUGACCCCGUGGCAGGACGGCGCGUCGCCGCUCACCUGGCGCCGCGAGCUCUUUUUGCACCCGGGCGACUGGAUCCCCCUCGUGACUGCGGCGCUCGCAGGCCUCCUCCUCUUCCUCGGCGCCAUCGUCUUUGCACUCGACCUCAACGAGAAACGCGAGGACGAGCGCGAGCGCCAGCGCGCCGUGCACGCCAUCAACUUUGACGCCUUGUAG
Messenger RNA from Malassezia japonica, 2010 nucleotides. RefSeq lists its product as uncharacterized. Gene Ontology annotation, cellular component: plasma membrane. The transcript has a single exon. The coding region runs from base 1 to 2010 and encodes 669 amino acids. NCBI's taxonomy places the organism in Eukaryota, Fungi, Basidiomycota, Malasseziomycetes, Malasseziales, Malasseziaceae. The record is from RefSeq and is a predicted model, not a curated record.